AUGCUCCAGGAAGACGAUUUUCAGCAGUACGCGGAAAGCGAGAGAUACGUCUCCGCACGAGAGACUCUCCCAGAGUACGACUCGGAGAAGGUCUUCAUGCUUAUGGACGUGAGCACGGGAAUGCAAAAUGUGCGCUUCUACUUGCACCGGGGGAAUGGGUUUUCGAGCGUCUACUUGCACCUGCACCAGAGGAACUCCCUGGGGAAGUGCACUUCCAUCUGCAAGAAAGUCUCCAACUGCACGCUUUCUAGCGAGUCCUGCACGAAGAGAAAGGACGAAAAGUGCUUGAAAUUUUCCUGCUCGCAGUGUGGGACGCUGAAAACGCCUCUGUGGAGGAAGUUCGAGGAUACAGUCGUUUGCAACGCGUGCGGACUGUACUCCAGGACGCACGGGGGACUCUCUCGUCCCAGGCGCCUUUUCAAGGGCAAGGACCCGGAAAGUGGCAGUGCGCCAAUGGAAAGGCAGGAUAUAUAA
Molecule: messenger RNA, 474 nt
Organism: Nematocida major
Lineage: Eukaryota; Fungi; Microsporidia
Exons: 1
Coding region: 1-474 (157 amino acids)
Biological process (GO): regulation of DNA-templated transcription
Molecular function (GO): sequence-specific DNA binding; zinc ion binding
Source: RefSeq, a predicted model, not a curated record